AUGGGUCUCUCAAUAGCUCUUCACUGCCCCACCAUCAACAAGACCAAGAGCGCAUUCGGCCUCGUGCCAUCCAAGAAGCACGAUGAGAUCCUCCAGGACAUUCGCUCGCUCUUCGGUAUCGACUACGCCGCCACCUACGACAUCCGCGGCAAACCAAUCGAUGACAUCUGCGCCUGCAAACCCGGCGACCUUGUCCAAGUCGCUACAGAAAAGUUCGAGAUCAUGGUGCCCUACUCGCCUAGGAACUGCAUCUUCUACAAUGGCGAAGAGAUGGAGAAGAUUACCGACGCAUGGGCUGACGGUUACGGCAAGCCGUGGAAGGAACUCAACGACUCACAGCGGUGCGAACACAUCACGAGCCUCGGCACAAAGGCAGAAGAUUCCGUCUUGGUGAACACUAUCCGCAUCACGCGCCCGUACGUCGAGGUUCAACAAGAGUUGAAGGACAUCGCCGCUGCCGCUCCUGAGGACAUGGACACCAAGCAAAACCUCGGAACGGCUAUCUUCACGAACUGGGGCAAGAAAUGGGACAUGCUCCUACCACCUACUAUGAAGCCCGCCAACGACGAGAUGUCCGCCAAGGUCCUCCGUCUUCUCGUCGCCCUUUCUUCUUUCACUCACGGUUCAGCGCGCCUAGUGCGCAGGUACCUCGUCGAAGCCGUCAAUGCGCGCCUCUCUGGUCCGGGAGGUCGUGAGACGGAUGACGCAUUGUUGCGAGAUGAAGACAUCGUGCACGUGAUCGGCACACUGUAUGAGAAGGCGGAUAGCUUGGCGGCCGAGAUGGCGCUAGCCAAGGAGAAGAAGGUGCAGAAGAAGGUGAAAGACAAGACGCGGAAGCAGGCGUGGAGGGCGAGGAAGAAGGCGGCGAGAGGCAAGACGUCGUCUGAUGUGGAUGACCUUGCUGAUUUGAUGGAUGUCGUUUAG
Alternaria triticimaculans is the source of this 924-nucleotide messenger RNA. RefSeq lists its product as uncharacterized. The record is from RefSeq and is a predicted model, not a curated record. Bases 1 to 924 code for a protein of 307 amino acids. NCBI's taxonomy places the organism in Eukaryota, Fungi, Ascomycota, Dothideomycetes, Pleosporales, Pleosporaceae. The transcript has 2 exons.